GACGCGGAACAAGUCUAGAGGAAUAAACAAACCCAUAUCUUUUGCCGUUUAUGGGGAUGCCACUGGGCCAACUUGGUUAUUUUCACAUGCUCCGUCCUGCAAAGGUUUAGAUCCAGAUCUCAACUCAAAGUAAGUCUACCAGGCUGCUGCUUGCUGGUACCAUUUCUUCUGGCGAUCCCCUCUUCGACUCUACGAGGGCUUCAGGCGCAGCCUCAAGGAAUCUAGCCGUCGCUACACAACAGUGAUAACUUCUCCAGCUGCAGCAUAAUUGUUUGGGAAAGAGUUUGGCCUCUCGGUGCGGCACCCUUGGCCGGUUUGUCCGAAGAAUCCAUUUGCAGGUAAUUCAUAACGUCAGUGAGCUCAGAUGGGGUAGCUCAUCCGUCAAAUGAUCAAUACUGGAAAAGCGCAAUCAAUAUUCAAUCAUGGAGAAGCUUCUCUUCAGCGCUGUCACAGGGGCCCUCGGACCCGUCCUGGGGAAGCUGGGUGCUCUGCUCGGAGAGGAAUACAAACUGGUCAAGGGAGUGCGGGGCAAGAUCAUGUUCCUUGAAGCCGAGGUGGAGGCAAUGCACGCCUUCCUCCUGAAGAUGUCCCGGGUGGAGGAACCCGACGAGCAAGCCAAAUGUUGACGAAGACUAAAACUCGCCGUCGCAUAGGCAAGGAGGUCCGGAGUCUUGAGACCCUAGUCAAGGAGGCGGCGGAGCGGCGUGGAAGGUACAAGAUUGACGACAACGUCUCCAAGGCCAGCAAUGCAACUGUGGACCCUCGAGUCUGCGCCAUGUACAAGGACCUGUCUCAGCUCGUGGGCAUUGCGGGACCGACCGCCGAGCUCGUCAACCUAUUGAACAGUGGAGUGGCAGGUGCACCACUGCAGGAGUUGAAGGUGGUUUCCAUUGUUGGAUUUGGCGGACUCGGCAAGACAACACUCGCCCGGCAUGUGUAUGACACACAUGGAAAGGAGUUCCAUUAUCGUGCCUUUGUGUCGGUGUCUCGAAAUCCUGAUGUGGUGAUGGUUCUCAGAUCUAUUCUCAUGCAAGUGGGGUAUCAUGAACAUUUACCCAAGGAUGCACAAUGUCUUAUUGAAGCCAUAUCCACUUUCCUACAUGAUAAAAGGUACUUCAUCGUAGUAGAUGACGUGUGGGAUGUUCAAUCAUGGAAUAUUAUUAAGUGUGCUUUUUCAAAAAGUACCUGCAGUAGUAGAAUAAUCACGACAACACGUGUAAGUGAAGUAGCCAAAGCAUGUUCUAUCUCAUAUGGGGGCGAUGUUUAUAACUUGAGGCCUCUCAGCAUAGUGGACUCUGAAUGGUUGUUUCUUCAGAGAAUAUUUGGUUCUGCAAAAGAAUGCCCACCACACCUCAAAAGAGUUUCAGAUAAGAUAUUGAAAAAAUGUGGCGGGUUACCCUUGGCAAUUAUUUCUAUAUCUGGUUUGUUGGCUACCAAUAGCGAGGAAGAUCAAUGGGAGCAAGUGCAAAAAUCUAUUGGCCAUGGACUUGGAAGCAAUCCUGGCGUUGAAGGAAUGAUGAGGAUAUUGUCCUUUAGCUACUUUGAUCUCAGUCCGUGCUUGAAGUCUUGCCUAUUAUAUCUGAGUGUGUUUCCAGAAGAUGCUAAUAUUUGGAAGCGGGAUUUAGUAAGGAGAUGGAUCUGGGAGGGAAUUAUCCCUGAAGAAAAUGGACAGACCCUAUAUGAAUUAGGAGAGAGGUGCUUUAAUGAGCUCAUUAAUAGGAGCCUGAUCCAUCCAACGCGCAGAAACUCAGAUGGUAAGGUGGCGAGCUUUCGAGUCCACGACAUGAUUCUUGAUUUUGUCAUAGCUAAAUCGAAGGAACAGAACUUUGUUACUUUGCUUGGUGUACCAGGUGUAAAUCCUGAUCCACAGAUGAAGGCCCGUCGAUUAUCUCUUCAUAGUGGUUGCAAAAUUCCAACAGGUCUAGAUUUAUCUAAAGCCAGGUCACUUGUUUGUUUUGGGGUUUCUUUCAAUAUGCCAUCUCUUUUGGUUUUGAAGAACCUGCUUGUCUUGGAAUUUUAUGAAUGUCCGGAGUUAAAAGAUCAUCAUGUUGCAGAUAUAGGCAAUUUGUGUCACUUGAAGCACCUGAGAUUUGAGAGUACAGGAAUUACAAAGUUCCCUGAACAAAUAGUAGAGCUAAAGUUCUUAGAAACUCUUGACAUUGUUACAGAACGAGGAUUUGUAAUUCCGUCUACUCUGUGUCAGCUUCAACGACUGACCCAUCUAGUUGUUCCUGAAAGUACUAUAUUGCCUGACGAAAUUGGAAGCAUGCAAGCACUGCAAGUGUUGGAAGGUAUCAAUGUCAUCCGUCAGUCAAGUAUAUUUUGUCAGCAACUUGGUCAGCUUACAAAUCUGAGGACCCUGGGAAUACAAUAUCACGAAGAUGAUGUAUGUGAUAAUAUUGAAGAAAACAUAAAAGAGACAGUGUCUUCCAUCUGCAAGUUAGCCAAGACAAACCUUUAUGAUCUAGACGUCUCAGGAGGGUACGGUAGGGACCGUUUAUUUGAUGCAUUCAAUAUAGAAGAUUUCCUUGAUGAGUCAUGCUUAUUUGCCUUGCGAGGCCUCCGGACACUGUCUUUUGAGUGUCAUGUUGCACCCUCAAGAAUUCCAACAUCGAUGAGCUUACUAGCGAACCUCCAGGAAUUAUUCAUCAUGAUGCUUGUAAUCAACCAGGAAGGUAUGGAGAUCCUGGGAGGCCUAACCUGCUCUCCGCUACCUCUUCCUCAAUGUAGAAAAGGCUGGACCAGAAGGAGGGCAGAUAAGAAUCAGCUCAUUAUGUGGAUUCCGUUCCUUGACUAAUUUUACAAUUGCUUCAUACAAGUGUAUUAUACGGUUCAUUUUUGAAGCUGGAUCGAUGCCAAAGCUACAAACGCUGCGCUUCAUUUCUUCUGAGACUGAUCAGCUCGAUUUUGGUAUCCAGCACCUGUCCAGCCUCACAUACAUGAGCUGUUAUUGUAGAACAGUUGGUGAUAACACAAAGCAGAAAUUAAAGGAUGCCACUGAGAGAGCAAUUGAGGUCCAUCCCAACAAUCCCACGUUGGAAUGGCCUGUCCUUUAGGUACAGAUAUUCCUUCAAAAAAUAUUCAUGUCCUCGCUUCAGAUAUAAUGCGAAAUGGAGCUCGGUAGCCUGAGAAGAUGCAUGAAACAAGGUUAGAUCGUGGGAUGAUGACGCAUUGAAGAGCCAAUACGUGAGCAAAUGAUCGAGCUGAAUUUCUCAUGGAACCAAAUUUGUCGGAAGUUCAGAUAGAGGACGUUUAAAUUUUAUAUUCACUGCAUACUGUAUGAUUGCCAUAACAUUUAAUUUAUGUAAUAUUAAAACUAAAAUAUUUUAUGUCAAUGGACUGCUGUCUUCCAUUGUGGCGAC
Lolium perenne is the source of this 3362-nucleotide messenger RNA. RefSeq names its product disease resistance protein RGA5-like. Gene Ontology annotation, molecular function: ADP binding. Lineage: Eukaryota; Viridiplantae; Streptophyta; Magnoliopsida; Poales; Poaceae. Gene Ontology annotation, biological process: defense response to other organism. The record is from RefSeq and is a predicted model, not a curated record.